Molecule: messenger RNA, 2506 nt
Organism: Electrophorus electricus (electric eel)
Lineage: Eukaryota; Metazoa; Chordata; Actinopteri; Gymnotiformes; Gymnotidae
Product: somatostatin receptor type 5
Biological process (GO): regulation of insulin secretion; neuropeptide signaling pathway; cellular response to glucocorticoid stimulus
Cellular component (GO): neuron projection; plasma membrane
Molecular function (GO): neuropeptide binding; somatostatin receptor activity
Source: RefSeq, a predicted model, not a curated record
CACCACAUGACAAUGGAAUGGAAGGAGCCGGCACCACUUAUCAGAUAAACAGCCCAGAUGGAAUAAGGCUGUCACUGCGUCACUUCUCUCUCACACACAUGCAGACACACAGAGAUAAACGAGCACCCUCUGAACACUGCUGAAGAGCUAUAUAAGAACUCGUCAAGAGGGUUUAUCACCCACUACUUUUCUCUGAAGGGCUGUGGAGCACUGUGGGAAUUUUCUUCAGACAGAUCUGUCUCUUAACAUCUAACCAGCGGUUUGACUGCUAGAGGGGUUGAAAAAGGUUGAAAGGUGACUCCAGAAAACUUUUGCAUUUUUUUAUUUCAUACAUAUUGAUUCCUUGGAGCAUGUGGCAACAAUAACUGGUAAAACAAACCAACUGUUUUUACUUCUGUUUUCAAUGAGGAAACCAACUUUCGAGAUGUAAGCUUGCUCAUUUUACAGAGUAACACUUAUUUGGAAGAGCUUUUGCUUUUGAUUUCUGUUUCUUGUUUUAUUGACGCUGGUUCUUUGAUCUGAAAUGGAAGCUACUGAACCUUUCCGAAUGUUUUCAGACAACGAGUCUACUCUGGAAUUAGGCAGCAGGUUAGUUCACAGCUUUGAGGCUCCUCAGACCUUUGAUGCCUUCAGUGUGGCCAUGGCUGUCCUCCACCUAGCAGUAUGCAUCGUGGGAUUGGGUGGGAACUCUCUGGUCAUAAUUGCCAUCCUCAAGCUGGAUAAAAUGGCCUCAGCUACAACCGUGUACAUCUUCAACCUGGCUUUGGCCGAUGGACUUUUUAUGGUGGGGCUCCCUUUUGUGGCCUUUCAGAACUUCCACAACAAGUGGAUCUUUGGCGAUGUGGCCUGCAAACUGGUCAUGGUCCUGGAUGGAAUCAACCAGUUCACCAGUGUCUUCUGCCUCACAGUUAUGAGUGUGGACCGCUAUAUGGCUCUGGUAGACCCCGUACGUUUUGCUCGUUGGAGAACCCCAAAAUGGGCAAAGAUCAUCUCCGCCUUCCUUUGGCUGUUCUCUCUGCUUCCUGUCCUGCCCAUAGCACUUCACUUCUCUGUUCACUAUGGCUUGUGCAUGGCCGACACAUUUGUGGUCAAGUGGUGGAUGACCUUCCUCGCCUAUACUUUCGUGCUUGGUUUCGUCCUGCCCUUUCUGGUGAUGAUCAUCUUCUACACAGCUCUGGUGAUGACCCUGAGAAGCUCCAGACAGCAGGACAGGAGCUUGCCCUCACAGGACAGCUUGAGUUUGGAGAAGCAGGUGACCAAGAUGGUAGUAGCUGUGGUUGUUGUCUUUGGGAUAUGCUGGCUGCCUUUCUAUGUCUUCAACUUCUGCUCACUGUACACCAACAACGUGCUGCUUGCCUUUGCCCGUGGCUUUGAGAUUGCAGUGCUGCUGUCUUAUUCUUGGAGUUGUGCCAAUCCGAUCCUGUAUGCCUGCCUGUCAGAGACCUUUGGCAGGUACUUCCGAAUUCUCCUCUGCCCCCGCAAGGACUCUCCCAGUAUGCAUUGCAACAGGGAAACUGAGGGCUAUGACCUACGUGACACUAAUGGACAGGAUGUGAAGAUUCUCAUCUGAAUGUUACAAAGUACUAGAUGACAGAAGAAUGCAGGACAUAAGGAGUUAGUUUAAAGAGGUUAAUGGACUUGAUGCCCUGAGAAACACUCGCAUUGUCGACUGUGACGUGUCAUAAAUUACUUAAAAUUCUCCACACGGUAUGGUUUCACAUAUUGUUAUGUUUUGAAUAUGUAAAAUAAUAAUGGUGGUAUAGUUUGGAGAACAAAUAUCGGUUUAUAUAAUGUUUUCUGCUUCACCCAUUGUCAUUGUAUCAUUGUACAUACUAUUUUGCAUUUCAAUGUAUUUGGCUGUUUUGUGGUAUUUAAUAGUAACAAUUUAUUUUUACUUUUUACAUAAUAGCGCUUAUCACUACUAUAAACAAUGUCUUGUUCAUAAUAUAUUCAUCAUGUACCAACUUAAUAAAAUAAUACAUUGUUUGGCAGCUUUUUGAGACAGGUGUGUACUGUUAUCUCUCCUAAUCAAACUUUAUAAAACAAACAAACAAAAAGAAAAAAAUAAUGGAAAAAAUGAAGGAAGAAAAAUGAUAAACCACAUAUGUACUCAAGUCAUUUAGAAGAACAGUAUUGGUUUAAGGGAGUUUACAUCCAUGAUGUCUUGUUCAGUGUUCCAUUUCCAUUAAAUGUCACUGUGGUGUGAACUUGCUGACAAUGUGACACUUGUUGUCCAUUACACGAAAGUCACACGUGAGAGUCAAAGUUGGCAGCUCUAAUUUGAUUUACACAAUGGAAGUAACCCAUAACCAGUAAGUCUCUGGCAUUGGGCCUGUGUUUAAUAAUAAUUUCUGGUUUAUUCAACAUUGAAAAAGGACAGCUGUGGUUCAGUCCGCAAGGUUCAGUCAUGGUCUAAACUCACAGUUUAAAUACAAGAACUUCAGUAAUGAAAAUCUUUUAAUAAAUCCAUGUAUUAAUAUUGCAAUAAACAAAUUUGUAAACAUGA